This is a messenger RNA of Knipowitschia caucasica, 294 nucleotides long. The record is from the annotation of a GenBank genome assembly. NCBI's taxonomy places the organism in Eukaryota, Metazoa, Chordata, Actinopteri, Gobiiformes, Gobiidae.
AUGAAAAGGUUGGAGAAGUGUAGUUUGCUUCACACGACACCUUUGGCAUCCGUCUUCAACUCCAAAAGAGCCCAUUUAACAAAUUCCCGUCCGUGCAACCUCCCGUCCAGCUCCUCACAGCCCCAGCGUGAGAGUGAAGUCCUGCCUGGGCCCCCCCGCGGCUGGUGUGGACCCCAAACUGAGCAUCUCCGCAGCGGGACGGCCCAGUGGGAGCCCUCAGUGGGGUACCUCAGUGGGAUCUGGCAACCCGUGGGCCGAGGCAGUGGGAGAGAAGACUAUCUCAUCCAAGUGUAG